Molecule: messenger RNA, 941 nt
Organism: Ectocarpus sp. CCAP 1310/34
Lineage: Eukaryota; Phaeophyceae; Ectocarpales; Ectocarpaceae
Source: the annotation of a GenBank genome assembly
AUGGCUGUUUUGGGUCCGGGAAAGACGCCCUUCAACGUCGGCAAUGCACAAAAGCUCAUGGAUAUUAACACGUUCCACAACCGUGCUGGCCAUCUGUCCGAACCCGUUUUGAAAUUUUCCGCAAAGCAACACGGGAUCACCCUCACGGGGACCAUGGACAGCUGCCGUUGGUGCUUGCCGGCGCGGGGGACGAGGGCGCCGGUGCCGAAGCAGGGGGGCGGGUACCGCGGCAAGGGGGCGCCAAACGACGUGUUCCACAUCGACAUUUGUGGCGGCUACACGGCGACCAUCGGCGGCAACCACUACAUGCUCUUCGGCGUGAACGCCGCCACGGGCUGGAUGGUCUGCUAUGCGAUGCGGCGGAAGUCGGAGGCGCUGGCGGUCUUCAAGCGCAUGGUCGUGGACGCCGCUCACAAGGCCGGCACCGCGAUCAAGUGCAUCCGCUGCGACUGCGACGCGCUCUGGACCAGCGGUAGCUUCAAGGAGUUCUGCGCCGGCAUGGGGAUCGCGCUCGGGUACUCCCCUCCUGGCGUGCAGGAGUACAACGGCGUCGUCGAGAGCGCCAUCCAGGGGUGCCUGAAGGUGGCCAAGGCUUCUCGCCGAGCUGCCCAAGAGCUGCUUGGCCCUGCCGGAUUUUCACGCAUCCGUGGGCGAAGCGUACGGGGCGAUGAGCUCUGGGCGGAGUCCGCAAAAGACGCUGCGCAGAAGCUGAACCAGUCUGCAUGUCUAUCCAACCCAGGGCGUGCGUUGCCGCAGGAGCUCUACACCGGCAAGAAAGGCCCUUUUCGCUUGAUUCCGUUUUUCCAGUACGGUUUCGUGUGGGAACGGCCAGCGACCAAGAUGGACGACAGGGCCGUGCCGUGUUGUUUCCUCAAUGCCGGAGACAACCACGCCAACAUCACGGUCAAGGUGCUGAAGGAGAGGACCGCCCACGUCUGUUA